UCAGCUGUUGUUCUGAGUCAGAGCUGCUCCUGCGUCAGGAUCUCCUCUCGUCCUGUAUUUAUCUGGUGUCAGCAGAUAAUCACGAUGAGUUUUACUUUACACAGUCUGUCUCUUCUUUGUUCCCGGCGGCUCAUUGUGUCGUUUCCCAGAACAUCGGUUUGUUUCCUGUAACUUUAGCAUCAAAAGAAAUAUAGAAAAGACAGAAACGUGAAAAUGACUCUUAUUUUCCACAAGUGUUUUGUGCUGAUCUGGGUUACAGACGGUUUCAACACCGACACCGUCGGGAUCGUGUGUUAAUAUCCAACAACGCCAGCUGCAAAAUGACUUGAUGGUUUAUAAAACUUCAUGAAUUCUCUUUCUUCAGCAGAGUCUCACAUUUCCAUUCAGAUUAAAUGUGACACGUCCAGCACGGACCUGAAGAGACACAACUCAGGUCAAUGAGAAAUGGUCGUUCAGUCAUUUAAAUGCAGUUUAACGGGAACUUGCUCAUUUUCAUUUAGUUUAAAUUGCAGGUCGCUGUUACGAAGGUGAAGUGAUGGAGGUUCUGUCUCCUCUGGAUCACGGUCCAGUUGCUCUCUUUCCAAAAGAGAAUCUGAGAAGCUGUUUGUGAGAAGAGUCUUUAUGACCAGGACAAAGAGGAAGUGUUGACCUGAGGCAGACAGAGCAGACGUAUGUAACACAAACUCCUUACAAGAUAACACAACAACGAGCCGUCGAGACAAACAGUGUUUGAAGGAUAAGAUCAUCUGUGGACACACACAAUGAUUUCAGUCUUUUAAAAGCUGUUGGCACAGGUUCCCUCCUGAGAGUUCAUGUCAUGCUCACUACCUCUUCUCACUUCCUCUGUGAACCUUCAUAAAGAACUAUCUUUAUCUGUGGUCUUUGUCACUUUGAAUCCUUCCACCUCACUGUCGGGAACCUCGGCCAAACAGGAGAGUAUGGGACAGCAGAUGAUCCCUCUCUUCACCCUCCUCCCCCUCCUCCUCUCCCUGUGCGGGGGUCAAAGUUCGAACCCCGGGAGACCCUCCUGCCGGAACUGUGACCUGCACCUCAGCUGUGACUGCUCCCGUGGCCAAUUCACCCACGUUCCCAUAGUAACCAGCCGCGCACUUACUCUGGAUCUGUCCUUCAACAACAUCACCAUGGUGACCGAUGUCGACCUGACGGGCCACGAGCGACUGAGGACUCUGAGUCUCCAUGGAAACAGAGUAGCUGGGAUUCAACCGGCAGCGUUCGACUCCCUCUGGAGUUUGGAGGAGCUCGACCUGUCCCACAAUCAGCUGACGUCUCUGAAGCCCGACUGGUUCCAGGAGCUGGGGGCGCUGCUGCGUCUCAACCUGCUCCACAACCCGUACAG
Paralichthys olivaceus (Japanese flounder) is the source of this 1357-nucleotide messenger RNA. Lineage: Eukaryota; Metazoa; Chordata; Actinopteri; Pleuronectiformes; Paralichthyidae. The record is from RefSeq and is a predicted model, not a curated record.